This is a messenger RNA of Chiloscyllium plagiosum (whitespotted bambooshark), 7954 nucleotides long. The record is from RefSeq and is a predicted model, not a curated record. Lineage: Eukaryota; Metazoa; Chordata; Chondrichthyes; Orectolobiformes; Hemiscylliidae.
UAGCGGUCACCCAUCCUGUUUGAAAUUCUCUCCUGAACUAACGGCUCGUGUGAAAGCCUUACGAUGGCAGUGUAUUGAAUGCAAGACGUGCAGCACCUGUCGGGACCAGGGGAAGAAUGCUGAUAACAUGUUGUUCUGUGACUCAUGCGAUCGAGGGUUUCACAUGGAAUGCUGUGAUCCACCUCUCACCAGGAUGCCGAAAGGCAUGUGGGUGUGUCAGAUUUGUCGGCCACGGAAGAAGGGAAGAAAACUGUUACACAAGAAAGCGGUACAGAUUAAACGGCGCUACGCAACAGCAAUAGGGCAUUCGAAAAAUAGAUUAAAGAAUAAGACAGUAUCAAAAGGUUCUCAGCCGUUUGACAAGGAGAGGCAAGGUCCUGGUCGGGGUCGUAAGCGCAAAAUCUCAGCAGUCCCUUCGAAGCCGGGACGAUUGGAUGGACUGAGCUCCUUGAAUUCGCGAACCACCAAAUCCUCCCGCCUGAAAAUGAACAAGAAAACCAAAGGGCUCAUUGAUGGCCUUAGCAAAUUCUUCACCCCUUCGCCCGAUGGCCGCAAGCCACGGGGUGAACUCCUGGACUUAGCUGAGCAAUACAGGCUUAAACGAAAGGGCCCACGAAAAUCAAGCACUUCUGACAACAGCACAUGGCCCACAGGUACUGCACUGACCUCAUUAACCCCUGCAUGCCCAGUAUCACCUGACAUGUCUGUACCAGCACGAAGGUGCCAUUUAAGCAGCAUCAAAUCAUCUCCCUGUACUAGCCGUUUUGAUAACGUCAGUAAGCAGGCAUUCACUGGCCAUUUAAAUGUAUGCAGAAUGCCCAGGUUAAGAAAGGAGCCAACUGACAUUGCUUCCUCUCUGUAUACUCCCAAACCCUCUGAUGAAGCAGACACUGAAUUAACUCCUCCUUGUCUUACACCUUGUGAACCUUGCCCUACUUCCAUUGAUAAAUCUGCUCUCCCAAGCGAUUGGGACAGUAGCAAGAAAAACAAUUCCACUUUGCAAAUCUCACCAUACCUACGACUGAGUACAUCCGUAGACACGGCUGCUAAACUGCACUCUCAUUAUUUCCUGCCAUUUUCUGUGAGAGAGAAAGCAAUAAGGGGCAGCCGGUGUAAAAUGAGACAUGGAAAGACGAUCCUUUGGCACGGGAAAGGGAACGUGGAAUUAGGAAGGAAUAAAAGUGCCGAGGACAAGGACAAUCAGGACUCGUGGAGCUGCAAACGUGAAAUUGAGGAUGACCAAUCGCUGAACAAGGACAUUGUGACUGAGAAAGACUUGGACCUUUUUCAACACGUUCAGGAGCUUGCAUUGGAGAAAGUUGGAGUCACUGGCCCACCAGAUCCACAAGUCCGUUCACCUUCUGUAAUAGAAUUUGGAAAAUAUGAGAUCCAGACCUGGUAUUCCUCUCCAUAUCCCCAGGAAUAUACAAGGCUGCCAAAGUUAUACUUGUGUGAAUUUUGCCUCAAGUACAUGAAGAGCAAAAGCAUUUUGCAGCAACACAUGAAGAAAUGUAAUUGGUUUCACCCGCCUGCAAAUGAGAUUUACAGGAAAGACAAGAUAUCUGUGUUUGAAGUGGAUGGUAACAUCAGUACCAUAUAUUGCCAGAACCUGUGUCUACUGGCCAAACUCUUCCUUGACCACAAGACAUUGUAUUAUGACGUGGAACCCUUCCUCUUUUAUGUUCUGACACAGAAUGACAACAAAGGCUGCCAUCUCGUGGGCUACUUCUCCAAGGAGAAGCAUUGCCAGCAGAAGUACAAUGUAUCCUGCAUCAUGAUCCUACCCCAGUACCAGAGGAAAGGAUAUGGGAGGUUCCUCAUUGAUUUCAGUUAUUUGCUAUCGAAGCGGGAAGGCCAGGCUGGGUCGCCAGAGAAGCCACUGUCUGACCUGGGCCGUCUCUCGUACAUGGCGUACUGGAAGAGUGUGAUCCUGGAGUGCCUUCACCAAUGUCAUGACAAGCAACUCAGCAUCAAGAAACUGAGCAAGCUCACAGGGAUCUGUCCCCAGGAUAUCACCACAAUACUGCAACAUCUAAAGAUGUUGCAGUUUCGCAACGACCGGUUUCUGGUCAUUCGUCGAGAGAAGCUGAUACAGGAACAUAUGGCAAAGCUUCAGACCAAUCCAAGGCAGAUUGAAGUUGAUCCUGACAGUUUACGCUGGACACCUCUGAUCUUUUCAAACACUGCAGUGUCUGAUGAAGAGGAAGAUGAAGAUGAUGAAGAUGAGACUCCAGCAUUAAAGACUGAAACCACGACUGAGGCAUGGGACAAGAAGGAACCCAAUGGUUAUGUGCCAUUUCAGAACGGCAGGCAAAUGGUAGCGUGUGCAACAGCCUGCAAAGCCCAGCAGGAUAGUUCCAUCGAAGGUCUUUUGCCUAAUGGUGAGAACAAAAGGAAGCAUUUCAGUGAGAGUAGCGAUGAAGAAGAGGAGGAGGAGGACUAUGAGGAUGAAGAAGGUGAUGACACGAGGCCAAACUCCCCACCUGUGCUGACAAAACCAGCACUGCGUGGCAUGAAAAGGAAGAGAGUGGUGAUUCAUCGGAAAAAACGUGGACGAAAACGCAAGCAGCACAACAGCAGUGUAGUGACAGAGACCAUCUCGGAAACAACUGAGGUGCUGGAUGAACCGUUCGAUGAUUCGGACACCGAGCGACCCAUGCCACACCUCGAACCAACUUUGGAAUUAGAGGAGGCUGAGAGAACUGAGAAGGAGCAUCGAAGUGGGCGCAUGUUCAGAAGUCUGACAGCUGGCGGUGCUGUCCGAAAAUGCUCUUCCUCCCAGAGAGAGGCUCCAGAUGAAAAUGGUGCUGUUCAAGGGCAAAGUGUGCUUAAACCUUCAGUCUCUGUGAGGAAAGAUAAGGCCAAAGAGCCUGCCUUACCCAAAUCUCCACCCGUGGUUUUGAAACGCAAGAGAGGUUGGCCCAAAGGUGUGAAGCGUGGAACAAUCAAAUGGAGGAGAAAGCCAGGCCGCAAACCAGGAUUUAAACUUGCCCGAUCCAGUGCAAGUGUGGAGAGUCCAGAUACUCCAGCAACCAAUGCUGUUCUGAAACAAGGGCGUCCAAAUCAUAAUGAGGAAAGGCGGAACUCUGUCGAAGUGAAAACUUUGGAUGUCCCCAUAGCUUAUAAGAAGGAGGAGGAGGAUGAGGAGGAAGAGGAGGAAGAGGACGAGGAGCUUGAGGAAGAAGUGCCGUGUGAUGUGCAGAGGACGCCUCGUGAUCCUCACAGUCCCGCACUGAAAGUUGAGGAGCAGGAAGCUGCGCAUGAGCAUGAGGAGAAGUCAGAACCUGCUGAACAAGAGGGGCAUACGGAUGAGGAGCACGAGCAUGAAGAGGAGGAGGAGGAAGAAGAAGAGAUCAACCAAAAUGAUGAUCACGAUGCGGAUGAUGAGGACGAAGGCCACCUGGACUCUGAAGACAAAAAGGUCGAGGAAAGUGUGAAGGAGAGCGUGAAAGAGGAAUCUCCAACACAGGAACCUUUUUUAGAGACAAGCACACCAGAUAAAAAUGGCCCAGGGGAUAAUCUGAUGGACGCAGAUUCCGAAGAAGAGCAAACAAAUGACACGUCACUGGACUCUGAGCUUGUGCCACCUUCAGAUGAAGACCGUGUUGAUGAUCAAGAUAAUAAAGAGACGUUAAUCCCAGAGUUCAAAGAGGAGGAGGAAGAGGAGGAGGAGGAAGAGGAGGACAUAUCGCACAGUGAGCUGGAUCUGGAAACGGUGCAAGCUGUUCAAUCUUUAACACAGGAGACAAAUAAUGAGCAUGAUGGUGCUUACCAGGACUGUGCGGAGACCUUGGAAGCCUGCCAGAACCUUCAAAGCUACAAUCAGGCUGAAGAAAGCCCACAGAUUACCAUGGUGGAGGACUGCCAGCAGUCAGAGCACAACAGCCCCAUCUCAUCUGUUCAGUCCCACCCCAGCCAGUCGGUCCGUUCCGUCAGUAGCCCGAGCAUGCCGGCUCUGGAGAGCAGCUACACUCAGAUAAGUCCUGAGCAGAGUUCACUGUCAGCUCCCUCAAUGCAGAACAUGGAGACCAGCCCGAUGAUGGACGUACCUUCAGUGUCUGACCAUUCGCAGCAGGUUGUUGACAGUGGGUUCAGUGAUCUAGGCAGCAUUGAGAGUACCACCGAAAAUUACGAGAACCCGAGCAGCUACGAUUCCACAAUGGGAGGCAGUUUAUGUGGGAAUAACACCUCUCAAACAAGCUGCUCGUACAGUGGCCUGUCGUCUUCCAGCAGCUUGACUCAAAACAGCUGCGUCGUAACCCAGCAAAUGACCAGUAUGAACAGCAGUUGUAGCCUGAUGCAACAGAAUAACGUUGCCCCAACAGCCAACUGUAACAUGAAGUCACCUCAGAGUUGUGCGAUUGACAGGCCUCCCAGCAACAACCAGCAGCAACAGCAGCCACCACCUCCCCCACAACAACAAGCCCAGCAACAGCCUCCACCACAACAACCCCAGCAGCAACAGCCCCAGCAGCAGCAGCAGCAACCAUUGUCCCAGUGCAGCAUGAGCAACAGUUUCACAACAGCCCCCAUGACCCUGAUGGAGAUCCCAGAGUCCUCGAACACUACUGGUAUGAGCCUGUAUGAGAGAAUGGGCCAGGGAGACUUCGGUGCUGGUGGUUAUACGCAGCCCACAGCCAACUUCAGCCUUGCCAGACUUCAGCAACUUACCAACACCAUCAUGGACCAUCAUGCUAUGCCUUACAGCCACUCUGCUGCUGUGACUUCCUAUGCAACUAGUGUGUCUCUAUCUAACACGGGCCUGGCUCAGCUAGCCCCGACACCCCACGCACUUGCAGGGACACCCCAAGCACAAGCCACCAUGACCCCUCCUCCAAAUCUCACGUCACCAUCUAUGAAUCUGACUUCACCUCUUUUGCAGUGCAACAUGCCAGCUUCCAACAUUGGGAUCCCUCACACUCAGAGAUUGCAAGGCCAGAUGCCGACCAAGGGUCACAUUUCAAAUCGCUCCAAGUCUGCCCCACUGCCAGCUGCGACAGCCACCCAUCAGCAACAGAUCUACGGCCGUAACACACCUGCCCUGACGCAGCGGGCACUGACAGUUCAGCGAGGGAUGAACAUGGGUGUGAACCUGAUGCCUGCCCCCACCUAUAAUGUUAACUCCAUGAAUAUGAACACACUGAAUGCUAUGAACAGUUAUCGGAUGAGCCAGCCGAUGAUGAACAGCAGCUACCAUGGUAACGCGGCCUACAUGAACCAAACGGCGCAGUAUCCUAUGCAGAUGCAAAUGGGCAUGAUGGGAAGCCAGCCAUACGGCCAGCAGCCUAUGCAGUCUAACCCCCACAGCAACAUGAUGUACACAGGCCCCUCUCAUCACAGCUAUAUGAAUGCUGGCAUGCCCAAGCAAUCACUAAAUGGCCCAUACAUGAGAAGAUGAGGGAAGAUCCUGCAGAUGCCUCAGAGAGCCAUUGUUUAUUACUGAUGACAGCAGACAUAAUGGAAAUUUCAAAUAGAAUGAUUGCUGUAGACAUAGGAAUUUCACAAACUGUUUAGGGCCAUGUUCGGAGCGCCUUGGCCUUAAUUCCCCAGCCCCGAGAGAGAGAAAAAAGAAGGAAGAAAAAGAAAUUCUGCAACAGAAUUCAAUAAGAAAAUGGUUUGAGGAACCAUGCACAAGAAAUCUUUUAAUUAAAAGAAGCCUUACUUAAUGAAUUGUGUAGAAAUGAAAAACUAUCUGCUUUUUAUAUUUUUAAUUUUUUUAAUCUUUCAGUUUGUGUGUGCAGUCCACAUUUUUUUAUAGAGUCCAUAGAUAUGAGACCCUUGAGUGUGAGGACUGUCCAUGUCCCCAUUUGUUGACUUGGCACAGGGCAGGAGGCACUUAGCUCAGACUCUGCCUUGGUCAUAUUGUUGCAGGUGUGGCUGUAAUUUAUUGAUCUCACUGUAUCCCGUGCCAGUAGGUGAAACCGGAUCGCUUGUGCGCUUGUGGACUUCGGGCCGUAAUGCCGAGGACCCCCUUCUUUAACCCAUUGGUAUUGAGUUUGACUCGAGCGCAGCAUGCAACAGGCCCAAGAGCAUUUUCAUGUAUGUUAUAACGAUGUUUUUAACAUUGCUUCUUGUGUCACCACAAGCCAUUUCACUUGUACGCCUUUAUUUUUUUAUGAGAAUUGACAGUAUUUGUUCUGGCACUUUCGAAGGACAGCCCAGGGUCCUGAAACAUUUUAAGGCUUACAGCAUUUAAUUUCCAGUUUAUUUUCUUAAAUAAAUCUCUCAAUCAUGAGAAAUCUGUUCAGACUGUGUAUUUUUGGUUCCCAGUCAGGAUAUUUAGCAGACCAGAAAGACGGCUGUGUUCACAACAAGCUUAGUUUGUUUUCCUCUUGUGCUUUCUCCCAUAACCUCGGGCAGUUGAAUUGCUUCUCGACAACAGGUGCUGGUCAGUUACCAAGUGGCGCAGUUAGUUCAGGUAUUGAGAAGAAAGUGAGCCCUUCAGACUGGCUCACUGUCUCCUGCCAUCUAUUCAAGCUAAUCAGAAAUCGCAGUCAGGCACCCUUAGGUUCCUUGCCAUGGGGUAGUAACGAGAUGGAUUGUGAGAUCGAAGAGAAGGAUAUUGGGGAUGAGUAAAAAAAUAGCAGGAGAAACGUGAGGGAGGCUACAUUAAGGAAAUGGGUCAUGCCAUUCAGAUCCAUGAGCUGUUAACAUUGUCACUCCAAACAGGAAAAUAAUCAGCUGAGCGCACAGUGGAUGUGGGGUUGGGCGGGAGAAAGCAAAUGUUGUGACUAUGCAGUUUAAAGUAACGUCGUCAUCACAGCAGCCAACUGACAGCUCCCUUCUGUUCUGAUACCGACCACCAGGUAACCCCUGUAUUGACAGGUGAUGGGAUAAGCAGCUUUAGUGAGAGUUGCAGUGGUCAGUUUCCCCUGGGCUGAAUUUGUGCGUCACUGGUGUGCACUGAGCAGGUCCACCGCGUGCAGUCCAUUCACCAACUGCAAUUGCACCGUUCUUGUUGCCCGCCGUAAAGUUAUGAAAAGGCAUUUGGAAAUAAAAUGUGAUCCAAAAGCUUCCCCAAAUGGUUAAAAAUGUGUGCAGGUUUCAAAACCUGUGCAGUUGGCACGUGCCACUCGUGAAUCUUGUGGCGAAAUGGCAUUCAUUGAUUUCUUUUUGUUCAUAGUGUGUCUCAUUGUUGGAAUAAUGUCCAUCGAAACCACUCCACACUUCCGGGCUGGCCUUCAAGUGUGUUUGUUGGAAUACUGUUGAUUUUGGGGGGUGGGGUGGAAGGGGGAAGGGAAGAUGUUUUUAAAAAAGAAAAGAAAAAAAAACAAAGCAGUUUUAGCCCAGAGCACCAGAUAUAUUGAAAAACAAAACCACACAAAGAUGAUUUCUCUUUUCCCCUUGUCAUUGUUUCUGGUGUUCGCGGUUUUGUUGAGUCAGGCAGCUUGCUUUUUUGAAAGCUAAGCUGGCUCAUUUUGACUUUAGGAUUAUUAUAGAAAAUGUUUUUCUAUAUUAAAAAUGAAUUUAUCCUACAUAAUAUUGGUACUUGUCAUUUUUCAAUUCUGUUGAGAGGUAUUUUUUAGCAGCUAAACUUGGGUAAUCUUAACUGAAGCUCACUGUUCGUGAUUCCCAGAUGCCUUUUAAAGAACUCACAUUUCAUUCCAUCUUUAGAGUUUUUUCUAUCUUUGUUGUAGAAUAUUGAAGCUAUUUUAAGAAAAUAAAUUCUCCAAACUUAUAGUGUGUGUGAAUAGACCUCCUCCAGCUUCCAAGCCGCAUGUAAAAAGCUGAAUAUUCAUGUCUGUUUAUAUUGCUUUCAUUUUUGUAGCCUUUGUACUUGUACAUGGUGACUGUAAGCUAUGAGGAGGGAACAACUGAGCUUGUGCAUCCAGACGUCAGCACAGGCCACACUCCCUCUUCUUCCCCCCCUUGUAUGUAAUAUCACUUUUCUUUCUAGCAAGUACUUUCAAAGACCUCUGUACAUUUUAACAUAAAUAAAUUAUGUUGAGCCAUU